Messenger RNA from Parasteatoda tepidariorum (common house spider), 2559 nucleotides. RefSeq names its product E3 ubiquitin-protein ligase ZNF598. NCBI's taxonomy places the organism in Eukaryota, Metazoa, Arthropoda, Arachnida, Araneae, Theridiidae. The record is from RefSeq and is a predicted model, not a curated record. Gene Ontology annotation, biological process: protein ubiquitination; rescue of stalled cytosolic ribosome. Gene Ontology annotation, molecular function: ribosome binding; ubiquitin protein ligase activity.
GCAAAAAAACUCUUCAACUCAUUACACAUCACGAUUGUGAGAUAUUGUGAAAUAAAAAAAAAAUUAAAAAAAUAGCAAUAAAAUAACAACAUUAAAAUUACCUUGUGGGUUGACUUACGUCAAAAUUUACAUUAAAUUUAUCAAAAGUAGAGAUUUCAGACUUGAAAUCAUGAAAAACCAAGAAGAAUGUGUUCUAUGUUGUAAGGAAAUAAGUAUUUAUGCUACAGGACUAUGUGACCACCCUGUUUGCUAUGAAUGCUCUGCUAGGAUGAGGGUUUUAUGUGAAACAAAUGAGUGUCCAAUCUGCCGAAGUGAAAUUCCAUUAGUAAUAUUUACUGAACAACCACAGCCUUUCUCUAAUAAUGGUAAUAAAAAGUCGUCAUUGAUGAAUAAAAAUUACCAAAUAGUGUUUGAAAGUGAAGAAGUUAAAAAGUCAUUUGAUUUGCUGCUAAUUAGUCAAUGUCAAAUUUGUCAAGAAGUAUUUCCUUCAUUUGAGAAACUAAAAGAGCAUGUUAGAAGGAAACACGAGCUUUUUUAUUGUGAAAUAUGUAAUAACAGCUUAAAAAUUUUCACUUUUGAAAGGAAAUGUUACAAUAGGAAAGAUCUUGCCCGUCAUAAAAUAAAAGGAGAUCCUGAUCAAACAUCUCAUAGAGGACAUCCCUUAUGUGAAUAUUGUGAUGUAAGAUAUGUAGACCACGAUGAUCUUUUUCGACAUCUUAGAAGGGAACAUUUCUUUUGCCACUUCUGUGAUGCAGAUGGUCUUCAUCAAUAUUAUCAGAGUUAUGAAUACCUAAGGGUACAUUUUCGAACUGAUCAUUAUUUGUGUGAAGAAGGUGAAUGUGUAAAUGAAAAAUUUACAGCUGUUUUCCGUUCAGAGAUAGAUUUAAAAGCUCACACAGCUGUUCAUCAUAGCAAAAAUAAAUCAAAAGCUGAAGCCAGAGAAGCUAGAAAGAUAGAUUUUAAAUUCAAUUAUUCUGAACGGCCAAACGGUAGUUCAAGCCCUAGAGGGAGAAGAUAUGGUAACCAAAGACGAAAUGCAGAGGAGCAUAAUACAAAUGACAAGAGCCAAUCAAAAGUAAUACCUGAAACAGAGCCAAUAGACACUCAAUCUACUCAAGAGUUUCCAUUUCUUUCUGCUGAAGAAGCUCUUAGUGGAAUAUCUUCAAAUGGUGGAAAACCUGUAGAAUUAGCAACGUCUAUGCAAUCUGUAGUAAGAAAUUCUGUUCCUCAAGCUUAUAGACGUAAUAUGAUGUCUUCGGAAGACUUCCCAGCCCUCGGACCUUCUUCUACCUCCGAUCUAUUUCCCAACCAGCCAAAAAAAGUUGAUUUCAGUGCAAAAGCUCAGUUACCAAGAAACACUAAUUCUAGUCGUUUUAAUGUCACAGACGAUGACAGAAUGGACAAGCCUGUAACAAAAAAUCCACAGCAACAGUCGACCCCAAAAUGGUUAUCCAAAAAAGACAACUCAAAUUUUGAAGAAGCUUUUCCAAGGUUAGAAGUUAAAAAAUCACGUCCUGCGUCUGUGCCAGUUAAUAACGUGAAAGCUGCCAAUAUACAGACCUCAAUGUCCUCAUUCCAACUGCAGACUAAUAACGACAAUGCCAAUCACAGCCAAAAUACCACGUCAGAUCAGUUUGUGGUGAUAAAAUCAAAAUCAAAAAAGAAAAAGCCAAAGACGCCAUUUCUGCAAGAAGAAGAGGAAUUUGAUGAUAUUAAGAAAGAACCAGAUCCAGUGUUAUCUGUAAAUAAUUUUGCAUAUUUAAAUAACAUAGAAAAUACAGAUCCUAUAAAAAGGCGUCCUCCAAGUAGACCACCUAAAGACACUUGGGAACCCGAUACAUGGCAAACAAAAGUAUCAUUUGGUAAAGAUGACUUUCCUCCUUUAGAAGAAGUUAAGAAACCACCACCUCCCCCUGGGAUAAAUGUUAAAAAAUCCCGCCCUCCUCCCCCAGGUUUUUCAACCAACUCCAAUGCUAACACUAAAUCUUCUUUAAGUUUAAGUUCUAUUGCUCAAAUUGUUGGAAAUAGUUUAAAAAGUAACCUAAAUUCCCCGACUGUCGACAGUUUUGACCUUCCUACGAGUAACUUUUUAUACUUAGAACCUCCCAAUUUCCAAAUGCGGAACGAGAGACUACUUCAUCUUAUAAACGAGGCUUCCCAAACUACAGACAGAUUCAAAGAAUUCAAAUCUGUAUCGAGAGAUUUUCGAUGUAACGCCAUUUCUGGACGUGAGUACCAGAAGAAGUGCCUUGAUAUUUUGGAAGAAGACGACUAUCGAAGCAUAUUUCCAGAACUAGUAGCCUUGCUGCCCGAUAUACCCAAACAACAAGAGCUUCUUGCCGUCCACAAUGAAUAUCUAAAUAAUUACUACAGCAAUUCCAAACGGAAAAAUUUUAAAAGUAAAAGCAAUAUCCUGUCUUGUGAAAUUUGUAAUCAGGUAUUGGUAGUUGAUGAUUGUGAAAGUCACAAAUGUUUAGAGUAAGAAAUUUAUAUAAUUUGAAAAGUUACAGAUCUUUUCAGUAUAUAUAUACAUAUAAAUAAAUGUUAUUUUUGGCUUCA